Molecule: messenger RNA, 4038 nt
Organism: Anopheles moucheti
Lineage: Eukaryota; Metazoa; Arthropoda; Insecta; Diptera; Culicidae
Gene: cue
Product: protein cueball
Exons: 4
Coding region: 355-2466 (703 amino acids)
Source: RefSeq, a predicted model, not a curated record
GUGCAGACCGACACGAUUCCCUGUGCAGUCCGCGCGUAGUGUGAUGAGUGAACGUAGUUAGCCAGCCCGUAGCACGUUUGCUCUAUCGUUUUGCCUUCCGUAAGCAUAUAAGCUUAGCGUGUUUCCUUUAGUAGGUGCUAAAGAAGGAUAGGGGGCCCGUACUUCCACGGGUGUGUGAAUGUGGUACGCAAAGCGUGCGGAUCCAAAAUCGUAGUGUGCCAAGCGCACUUAGUUCCGUGCAAGAGUGCAAAAAGAAGUGUGGUGCAAUCAUUAAUACCGGCUACGAGGGACAAGUCAAAUUAUCCCUCCCGGGCUUUCGCGCGUUAAUUCAUCCUUCAGUUUGGGUCCACUUCGAUGCACAGGAUAACGAAUCCUUACCGUGUUUCUAGCGCCAUGGCCGGAUGGUUGGUGCUGGUUCUUUCAUCAUACUGCCUCGGUUAUGUCAUAGCCACCGAAUGGGCGGCCACAGUGACAACGGACAAUGGCAUUCUGUUUUUCGAUUCAAACUGGCGCAAGAUAUCUUCCGCGGCUCAUCAGUACAGUCGCAUUUCGGCGUUCGCGUACGACGAAGUACUUGGCAAGCUAUACUUUAGCGAUCUCGACCAUCCGGAGUACCGACUGUUUGCUCUCGACUACGACGAUGCGGAUGAGCUGCACAGGAUAACCAAGCUGUUACCUAAAUUGCCCCAAACGGCCUACAUCAGUGGUAUGGCAUUCGAUCAUCUGGAACGUCGCCUGUACUGGACGGAAAAGGGGACCCGAUCCAUCUACUACGCUGAGAUUGAUGCGCUGCUCAAUUCUUCACGUUCUGGAAAAAGCGUGACGAAAGAGACGGGUACGACGACAACACCUCCGACAGGUGCGGAAGAUACGUCCGGAGCUUCAUCGUCGUUAAUACACCUUGUGACGACGGUGGAACCAGAGCACGAGCUAGCAGGAUUAGCGAUCGAUGAGUGCAGAAGGCAUCUUUACUGGACCAACUCUUACCCGAAAACGUCCAAUAUUGUGCGCGCAUCGAUGAACGGCACGGUGCUGAACAUGCACGAAGAUCAAAUAUACGUGCCGAGAGGUAUCACGGUGGACCAUUAUCGAAACCGGCUCUACUGGGUGGAGAAGAAAUAUGGCCGACGCUACGCGAUCGAGAGCGCCAACCUGGAGGUGAGCGAUCAGCACACCCUGCAGACCGGCCUCGAUCGACUACCGGCGGACAUAGCGGUGAACAAUGAUUUCAUCUACUGGACCGAUCAGGAAAACGAUGAGAUCUAUGAAAUGCCCAAAGAACAGAACGCCCAAUCCCGUACCGUCUACCGUGGGGAACAUCCGUCCGCAGUGAUACUGCGCGCAAACCUGCUGCUAAAUCACCAGCGAAACAACCCCGAUUGCCAGGCGGUGGUCGCUCGCAUCCUGGAGAACAUGCAAAACUCCAAACCGGCCACCGUGAUGCUGCAAGAAUCGCAACAGAGUCAGCUGACCGUGUGCCUUAACAACGGCACGGUUAAUCACCAUACGAACACGUGCCUUUGUCCGUCGGCAUUCGGUGGUAAACUUUGCGAGAUAGACCUCUGUAAUAAUUUCUGCGCACAGGGUAGCUGCCGUAUCGGACGCGAUAAUCGACCGCAGUGUGCUUGUGACCGGCGGUACGAAGGUGAACGGUGCGAUCGGAAUCGAUGCGAUGGGUUCUGUCUGAAUGGUGGUCGGUGUCAGUUUGGUAAUGCCACCGCAGACACAAACGAUCGGUCCUGCCUGUGCGAUCGCACCGGAUAUAGUGGGGCACGGUGCGAGAAUCCAAUCUGUGGGACAGAUUACUGCUAUAAUGGAGAGUGCUACGUGGAGGAUGGCAAGCAUCCCAAAUGUCGUUGUAAGGCGGGCUAUCGGGGAGAGCGUUGUGAGGAAUACAGCUGCAAUAACUACUGCCUCAAUGGGGGCCAGUGUACGCUAGACAAUGAAACGAUUGUUCCUGAGUGCCAGUGUGGGGAAGAGUUUGCGGGCAAAAGGUGUGAAAUUGCGGUCCGGCUGUGUAGCACUUACAGCGAAGAUCCACAAUGGCAACAGUACUGUCUGGGCAUUUCCAAAACGUUACCACUUAUGGAACCAAAGGUAACAUACUGCAAGGAAUCGUUCAACCGGACCGUAGUUUACACGUCGCUCUGCUUCACCGUGUCGUUCGCGUUGCUGCUAGCCAUCGUGAUCAUUGUACACCGGAUGAUGAAACCACCGAGGCCACGCAUCACAAAAAAGAUGGUGGUCACGCCAAUGACCUCCCGGCCACCAACGACACAGUGCGAGAUUACAAUAGAAAACUGUUGUAACAUGAACGUGUGCGAGACGCCCUGUUUCGACACAAAGCUGCUUAAAAAAUCACAAAAAGAGGACAAACAAUUUCUGCUCGAAGACAUCGAAGAUGUUGGGGGAUCUUUUCGAAAGCUGCCGAACUGCGGUGAAGGAACGUUACACGAGCGUAAAUGAGUACUGAUGACUCGCGGUGGUAGACUAAUGAAUGCCUUCGCACGCCUGCCAGCAAACUGGUGGUCGUCAGCGCUGCUCGGUGCAGACAGUGAAUCGACCAUCAGGAGGAAGUCCGAUUGAUCAACGUGAGGAUUAGAGCCUUAUUUGUACAAUAACGUGUGAAAUAGACGGUGCCACACGACUACCCUUUCCGGAAGUGCGGGAAAUCAUCGUUAUCAGCUUCCUAGGUGGAAAACUGUCUGGCCAUGUGUAGCAACCCAAAUGCAGUGACAGUACACCAGUUAUGUUUCAACACUGCACACUGCACACACACACAGCCAUUGUCACAGCCAAGUGUAGAAACCAGAGCUAUAGUGGUUUGAUAGUUCAUUCAAGUGCAGCUAGAGUGCAUUCAUCUCCUGGUUGAUUGUGCCCUUACAGUCAGCGAAUCCAACUAAAGACGAAACACGUGCUUUUUGGUAGAAGUUCAGCUAUACCAUAGGGCGAAAUAGUACAAAACUUCCUGAUUAUUGCUCUUACAAACAAAACAAAACUAAGCAAGCUAAAUGUUUUCCAUGUUGAGUCGCAAACACAGUUUUACAACGCAGUUCCAGAGGUGCACCACAGUAGAUGAACACGAUCGAUCCGGUAGUGAUAAGAAUCAAGGCAACCCCAAGUUCCUGUAUUUGUGUAAAAAACACCUUAGGAGAGUAGAACCACACCCCGCAUGCCAUAUUCUUCUAUUGCUCGUUCUGCAGUUCAUACAUUUUCAUCGAGGAAACUACACAGCAGAGAAGCCUUUUUGGUGCUUAAAUAAGACAAAAGCUACUCCAGUGUUUUGGCAUCGCUGUGCUAAGGCUAUUCACGUAAGCCUUAUGCGGAGAAUUGAACAAUUGUUUCGUACUUUACUUUAAACAUUACAUUGCUGUGAAUGGUGCACUUGCAACUUAACUAUUUUCCGUCAGUGUAGUUUGUUUGAACAGGAUAGAAAUGUUGUUAAAAAUCGUUUGCCGCUUCUUCAUCUCUCAUUCAUGCGUUUCUCACGCUUUCAUUAUGUUAUGGUUUAGUUUAAUUUAUUUACAUGUAAAAUAUUAGGGGCUUCCAGGUGGAAAACUUCUUCAUGUAAGUGGUUUUGUAACACUCACACCAAAGUGACUCGCAAGCUCACAGCCAUAGAGAGGAUCUGUUUUAGCUACCUGAAAAACGUCCUGAAAGGAAGGAUUGCCUCCUGAGUAAUGGCCCCCGCAAACCCCAUCUGGACAGGGGUGGAAUAGAAUAAAACAAAACCGCAGAACAGCCAGAGAUCCGAGCGAAAGAAAUGAAACAGAUCUAACGCCAGGCGUUGCCUCAAUGUAUCGGAAUUGUUAACUUAGCAAAGUAUGUAGUGCUUACGUGCAACACUUAAAUGAUUGUAUCUUAAACUGAUCAUAGGAAAUGUGAUUGUAAUGGAAGGGCAAACCAAAUGUCUAAUAUCCACAUGAGAAUAUGUGAUAUUAGAUAAGUUUAUAGUUCAAAGUGAACAACUUUAUAGGUGUAUAUUGAAGGAAGCCACUUGUAGUAGCAAUAUUUUCAAAAAAGACUUAUUUUAGAUAA